This is a messenger RNA of Stegostoma tigrinum, 2035 nucleotides long. RefSeq names its product gastrulation brain homeobox 2 (gene gbx2). Gene Ontology annotation, molecular function: RNA polymerase II transcription regulatory region sequence-specific DNA binding; DNA-binding transcription factor activity, RNA polymerase II-specific. Lineage: Eukaryota; Metazoa; Chordata; Chondrichthyes; Orectolobiformes; Stegostomatidae. The coding region runs from base 346 to 1446 and encodes 366 amino acids. The record is from RefSeq and is a predicted model, not a curated record. Gene Ontology annotation, biological process: regulation of nervous system development; regulation of transcription by RNA polymerase II. Gene Ontology annotation, cellular component: nucleus. The transcript has 2 exons.
UGAAGCUGGCGCUGUGAGCUGCUCUGUGGCCAGCAGGUAACCUCAUUCAAACUGUUUGCGUCCCCUCUCUGCAACCCAUCCCCAGCCCAGUUGCCCCAGAUCUCCCUUAAACUCACCCCCAAACCCCUGUCUCUGCUUCAGCUCCCAUCCCAGGGUCCAAGAGAGUGAUGCUCUCCAGAGGAAAUCGCCGCCUGGCUCCACCGGCGAGGAAUUGAGUUGUAGCAGGAAUUGGCAGCAAUUUUGCAUUCCUCCUUCUCCCGCAUUCCCCCUCUCCUUCCCUCCUCCCUUUUCCCACCGCUCUCCUGAGAGCCUCCGAGGCCAGUGCCCGCCUUUGAGGGCUUUUGUAUGUGUGCCGAGUCCAGCCCGCUCACUGUAAUGCAGAGGCCGCUGGGGACCAGUACCGCCUUCAGCAUAGACUCACUGAUAGGCACCAACCCCGCUCCCAGCACCGGCCACUUCGUCUACACCGGCUACCCCAUGUUCAUGCCUUACCGGCCAGUGGUGCUGCCACCGCCGCCGCCUGCAGCUCUAGCCCAGCCGUCUCUGCAACACAGCCUGCACGCCGUGCCCCCAGGCCAAUCCCCCCACCCUCACUCUCACCCGGUCAGCAACCUCGCCGGCUCUCUCUCCAACGGUUUCUGCACUAGUCUGGGCCAAGGUAUGGCGGUCACUACCCUCAUGGCCACUCUGCCGGGCACCGGGGAGGGCAGCCGCAGUUUCCCGUCCAACCAGCACCAGGAGCCGGCGAGGAAAUUUCUGCAAGCCGCCCUGGGCAGCGGCCUGGACAAGGCGGAAAGCGGGCGGCAGCAGGACGGGGAGGAAGCUAAGGCGUUCCUGUGCAAGGACAGCUCGGCUAUCUCCUUCCCUGCGACGGAGACGGCGCACGCCGUGAUCGGUGCUGUCACCUCCGGCAGGGCUGAAGGGAAGGACGAUUUGAAGGCAGCAGACGAUGACUGCCGGAGUAAGGAGGAGAGUUUCUCCAUGGACAGUGAUCUCGAUUACAGCUCCGACGAGAACGGCGCGGCGCCGGCCCUUCACAAAGUAGAGGACGCGUGCCCGGCUCUGGUGGAAGAGAGCUCGCACAGUCACGCCGCCACUCCGACCAGCAACACGGCGGGCAACGGCAACAGCAGCAAAAACCGGAGGAGGAGAACGGCUUUCACCAGCGAGCAGCUCCUGGAGCUGGAGAAGGAGUUCCACUGUAAGAAAUACCUGUCGCUCACCGAGAGGUCCCAGAUCGCCCACUCCCUCAAACUCAGCGAGGUGCAGGUAAAAAUCUGGUUCCAGAACAGGCGGGCCAAGUGGAAACGGGUGAAAGCUGGCAAUGCCAACUCCAAAUCCGGGGAACCGUCCAGGAAUCCCAAGAUUGUGGUUCCCAUACCCGUGCACGUGAGCAGGUUUGCCAUCAGGAGUCAGCACCAACAGUUGGAGCAACCCAGACCUUAAAAAAGGAACUUUCAAACACUUUACAAGACUUAUUUUUGAAAAAAAAAGACGCACACACAAAAGGACAAAACGAUUUCGUUUUCUGAGUGAGAAUCGAAGACUUGCCAAUGGACAGACUUCACUAUUUAUUAUAAAUGAUUAAGUAUACUCUGUUUGUAUAUAAGUACUGAGAGAGAAAAAAAUGCAUCAGCUAUAUACAGUAUUUUGACUGUUUUGUGGACCAAAACUUUGUACAGUGAGAAUUGCACAAUGCUCAACAUUCUGGAGAGAUGGGACCGCCAUAACCUCACCAUUUAGCUCAGCUCAAAACAUUGUUCUUUCACCCGUUUGCAUUGUUCCAUCAAAUGCCAAAAGGUAAAUUUCCGUAAAAUAUUGCUAUUUAAUACUUUAUUUUCUAAAACAAAAAUCUGUAAUCGCAGACCUUUCCAUUGUGAUAGAUCUUUGUGGGGGGUUUCCCCCCACUAUUCUUUAUAAUACUUUCUGUUUGUUCCCAGUAGAAUUUGCUUUCCAAGUUGCGGCUCCUGUUUUCAACGAGAAGAGAAAUGUGUGUGUGUGUGUGUGUGUGUGUGUGUGUGUGUACAUAUGUAAA